Molecule: messenger RNA, 3351 nt
Organism: Notodromas monacha
Lineage: Eukaryota; Metazoa; Arthropoda; Ostracoda; Podocopida; Cyprididae
Source: the annotation of a GenBank genome assembly
UUUUUUUGCAGCAGAUGUGCAUGUGCAUUUUUAUUUUAAAAGAAAAUGGAGUGUAAAUCGCGUCAAGUGACGAAAAAGUGGAUCGUUGAUGGAAAGAUCAACGGGACUUUGCUUUUGGACGCGUUAUCUUCUUAUUGUUGCCAAAUAGUGGAUUUUGUGCUACAGAAUCGUUUCCAAACGCCGGAACUACACGUUGCUGAACAUUUCUUGAAUUUUGUGGAUGAAGCGCCUGAGCAAACGACGAGCUCAACAUCCUUGGGGCGUCGUAGGGGAAACUUCAACAUGAAAAGAAUGCGAUUGGUGGCGGAAAAUAUCCGCAAAACCCAUUCAGUUUGCGCUGAAGUGAAUGAGGCACUGAAUUACGCUUUCAUGGCGCACAUUUACGGUGAUAUUACUCUGAAAGAAGUUGAUCUCGUUAUUGGUCCCGUCCUAAACGCACCCAGAGAAAUUUAUCGAAUCAUGAUUCCUCCUCGUCACGCGCUUGUGGAUGCUGAUUCUCCCAAAGUUGUGGAACAACAAACGAAUCUGCUGAAGCGUCAAUUUCUUAUGUAUCUCUCAGCGUCAGAAGUGUUCGGUUUGUUUUUCAGAGAUAAUUUACGUCCGACUAGCACACGUAUUUGCAUUCGGACGGCACUGGAAGAUAAACUCACGACUCCGUUUGUUGCCAUGUCGAAGCUAAAUUGCGGAAAGAACGUGAAAGAACUUGUUCUGCGUUUAUCGCAGGCAAAUUGUGAAAGUGUUCUCAGUUGUGUUGAUGAUGCCUUCGACGACCUCAUGGCCCAGUACGGUUCAGAGCGACUGUGGCAAAAAAUGGUGGAUCGUGAACGAGAAGCUGUGAUGUAUCGUCUGUUGGACCAAAUUGAACUUCUUGAUCGUUCUUCGAGGUUGAAAGGAAUUCGUGCGUUCCUGUACGUAGCUCAGGGUACGUGGGGAGAAGUUCAGAGUGAUGAAGAGCAGUUGAUCUGGAGUAAAAAGAACUGCCUGUUGUUAUACAAGCAUGGCGUAUUCGAAGCGAUGGUACAGCAGCUGCGCUUGGAAAUUGAAGGAAGUCCUAGUCAUGGAACUUCUGGUUACAAGUCACCAGUGAGCUUGUCGGACUCAUUUGAGCUUCGAGCGAUUCUCAGCAUUUUGUACACGAUGAUUGAACUGCUUCGGUUGCCGUGUGAGGGAGAAAGUGAAGAUGAUGCGGAAUGCCGAGAGAGGAUGAAGCAAGAACUUGGUCAACCGUAUGACGACGAGUUGCUGGCCGUGAUACUAUUUUCGAUGAUCACCAAGUUUUGCUCAAAUAAUGCUCCGCGCUUCCCCAUGAAGAAAGUACUUCUUUUGCUGUGGAAGGUGCUUUUUGUUUCGCUGGGAGGCAUGCCACAUCUGGCUCGGAUGAAGAAUGAGAAAAGAAUCGCGUACGGCCUUCCUGCCGUGACGGAAGAUACGUUGGAAGUAGCCAAGAACAUUCGUCCCGCUACUCCACCUAUGUAUGCCAGCGAUAUGUUGGAGCAUUCGCAAGCUGCAUUCAGUGGCAGGGGUUUGGGAGGUGGGCGUGGUGGACUAUUGCGAAGAGGCUUGAUGAAACAAAGCUCUUUGGACGAUUCAUUUGACGGAGACAAUAGCUUGAACAACAAUAACGCUCAAAACAGUAACCAGGACGAUGACGAAGAGAAUGUCAAAGUGGACGACGACGCCGGAAACAAUCCUAGUAACGGUGAUAUUCAGGGAGCUGACGAGGAAUUGCGUGAGAUCGAGGAACGUCGGAGGAUGGAAGAGUCGGGCUUGGUUCCGGGUCCCCCGUCUCCCCGCCCUGCGACGCCGGUACCGCAUCGGGGGAAAGCUUUACCAUGGGCCCCGAAAGUGAGGAUGAAAGACGUGGAAACUUUCCUGGAGAAUGCGAGACUCAAGUUUUUCGGGUUCCCGUUGCGUGGUGAUCGUGCGUCUUUGGCUGGAUUGCCGAAACCGCUCCACGAAGGCUUGCGAAUAUUGCAGAAGCACAUGUACGUGUCGCUUGCCGAGAAGCAAAUAGAGGAAGAGGAAGAAGUGACGCGGCAUCCAUUGUCUCAUCCUGAGGACACUCCAGAUCGGAAUCCUGUCGAAGUUUUGUACCAGGCAAUGGUUCCAAGUCUUCCGCAAUACAUGAUCGCAAUUUUGAAGAUCCUUCUUGCUGCGUCGCCGACGUCAAAAACGAAAAUGGACUCCAUCAACAUCAUGGCUGACGUGCUUCCGGAGGAGAUGCCGAUCAGCGUGAUGCAGUCGAUGAAGCUGGGAAUCGAUGUGAAUCGGCAGAAGGAAAUAAUCGUGAUGGCUGUCUCGGGAAUCCUUUUGUUGCUGCUCAAGCAUCUUAAGCUGAAUCAUGUGUAUCAGUUUGAGUUCCUGAGUCAACACCUCGUGUUCGCCAAUUGUGUUCCAUUGAUUUUGAAAUUUCUCAAUCAAAACAUCUCUGCGUAUGUUUCGGCAAAGAAUAACGUGGCGUUGAUUGAUUUCCCUUCUUGCGUGUUGAACAACACGAAUGACCUGACGGAGGAAAACCUUGAGAUAGGCUGUUCCCCCGGUGGAGGUUCGCAAUCAUCAGAUCAAAAUCUAGCAAAGGUUUGUUGGCGUAACAUGGCGUCUACGGUGAAUCUCCUUCGCAUCCUCAAUAAGCUGACCAAAUGGAAGCACUCCAGAAUAAUGAUGCUAGUCGUGUUCAAAUCUGCGCCGAUUUUAAAACGGAGUCUGAAGGUGCGGCAUGCUUUACUGCAAUUGUACAUUCUAAAACUUCUCAAGAUGCAAACGAAGUACUUGGGACGGCAGUGGCGGAAAGGCAACAUGAAGAUUUUGUCUGCGAUUUACAGCAAGGUUCGUCAUCGGCUCAACGACGACUGGGCAUUUGGAAAUGAUUUGAAUGCCAGGCCGUGGGAUUUCCAAGCGGAUGAAUGCUCGCUGAGGGCGAAUGUCGAUCGCUUCAACAAUCGAAGAUAUGGGACGGGAGCUGUUGAUCCAGAUUUCGAACCAAUGGACACCUGGGUGGCAAGUGCUCUAGCCGUUGACAUUGAGUUGACGGACGAUUUCAAACAAAGAUACGAAGUCUGGCUACAACACGAAGUGUUCAGCAAUGCCAUCGAUUGGGACCAGCUAAUAACCAAACCCAAGAAGACGACUUGAUUCGUUCUCUGACGACGAUCUGAUUUUCUUUCCAUCCUUUUCUUGGCCGAAAUUGGAUGCGUUUCUUUUUUUUAAAUGUGAGAUCUUCCCUUUUUCGUUGAAGGACUUGAAUGACUUUGUAUUGCAUGAUCGGAAGAAAUCAGGACUGGUGAAUAUGAAGCCCUAAUCAAUCAUUUUGGAUGGAGAAUUGAGAUAAACGGUAGAUUGUUUUUGAAUACA